Messenger RNA from Oreochromis niloticus (Nile tilapia), 1052 nucleotides. Its product is annotated as apoptosis-associated speck-like protein containing a CARD. Lineage: Eukaryota; Metazoa; Chordata; Actinopteri; Cichliformes; Cichlidae. The transcript has 4 exons. Bases 313 to 915 code for a protein of 200 amino acids. The record is from RefSeq and is a predicted model, not a curated record. Gene Ontology annotation, biological process: regulation of apoptotic process; innate immune response; inflammatory response.
GGGGGUGGACGGGACCUUUGAUUCUGAAACUGCCUGUUAGGAGGAUAAAGAUUUAACUCUGAACAAACAGUCAGUGCUAAAAAUCUCUCUCUCUCUGUGUGUGUGUGUGUGUGUGUGUGUGUGUGUGUGUGUGUGUGUGUGUGUGUGGCAAGCAAAUGAGAUGAAAGGUAAGUUGUUAUGUUCGACCUGCGCGCUGACACCACACAGACCCUGAAUAGUGAAAUAUGAUACUGAGCAGCUUUCCCGCCUUCCUCGAACUACUGGCUGCUCUGAAACUCAUAAAGAAACUGCUGCGGCUGAAAACCAGCAGGAAUGUCAACGAUUUCAGAGGAAGAGUGGAAAACAGCUAUGUUCGAGAUCCUCGAAGAGCUCGAUGUGCCACAGUACAAUAAGAUGAUGUUUUUUCUAUCGGAUAUCCCCAAAUAUGUAAAGACCACCAAGUCCAGAGAAGAGAUGCCCGAAGUAAUCAUUGAGCGCUACGGAGUGGAAGCAUCUGUCCAUAAAAUCCAUGAAAUAAUGGAUCGAAUACCUCGGAGGGACGCUGCAGUGCAGGACCGACUGCGCCCCUUUGUGGAAAGACUGAAGAAGAAACAGGAGGAUGAGAGAAGAGCACCAGGACCAUCAACAGGAGCAACUGGUGUCAGAGCUCUGACUGAUGGGCAAAAACACUUUGUGGAUGAACACCGAGUCGAGCUGAUCCAGAGAGUGAGCAACAUCGAACCGAUUCUGGACGACCUCCUACAAGAAGAAAUCAUCCAACAAGAAGCUUAUGAUAAAAUCAGUGCUCUGCCGACCUCUCAGGCGAAGGUGAGGGAGCUCUUCAGCAGCCCUCUGAAAGCUGGCGAUGCCUCCAAAGAAGCUUUCUACCAAAUCCUCAAGAAACAUGAGAAGAUGCUCAUUAAAGACCUCAGCUGAAAGAACUUUGUGUUUUUAACAGUUUGAACAUAAGAUGAAACAUUUUUAUAUUUGUGCAUCUAAUGUACAUCUUUGCCACCUUAUGUUGGGAUUAAAUUCAUUAAAAUUUGUGUGGUAAAUCACACAACAGCAUGUCA